UCUGACGAAAUCGAACCAAUUCUUGAAUUAUGGCGGGGCUAUGUGUAUAUUUCAUCGGAUGUAACGUUUUGAAAGACGAGCCUGUUAUAGUGAAAGGAGAAAGAUAAGGUGGGCAAUGAGGAAUUUUAUAAGUUGUGACCACCAAAAAAAUCAGAAAAAAAGGCUCUAAAUAUAAUAGCCACCCAUCCUAUUUAGCUUCCUCAAUAAAUACUUCCCAUUUUUCUUCACUUUUUCACCAACAAUCUCAUGCUCUUCUUGUGCACAUUUCAUUUCACUCUUCCUUUUGUAUGUAUGUAUAGCUCUUGACAUGGCAGCGUGCGGCGGCAUAGAGCAAAUCUUCGAGAAGCCAUUGCCGGAAUCUCAGAACUUUCUAGAAGCCCUUUCGCAGUGGAAACACAUCAACAGAGUCGACGAGUCAUCCUUCACCGAGUUAUUCGGUGAAUUGCAUUUCAAGGAAACUCCUGUUGGAGAUAUCGAGAGAGGGAGGGGCGGUUAUGCCCCUCCCUCUGGUCGGAGGAAGCACAACCAGAGCUUCUCCUCCGACAGCCUCUCCCUGUGCACGGAGGGGCUAGGGUUCGAGAGCUUCGACGACGUGGAGGAGACGUCGAGGCACGAGGAAUUCUGUUGUAGAGAGGUGGGGAGGCACGGGGAUGGGGAGAGGAGCGUGGCAAGGGAUUUGGAGAAACAACGGGGGGAGUCGGCUAGGGCGGCGUUUCCGCCCCCGAUCUCGUGCAUCGGGCGGAGCGGGAAGCCGUGGGUUUGGUUCAAGUCGUAUAGGGAGGAUGGGAGGUUUAUCCUCAAAGAGGUUCGGAUUCCGACGCAGGAGUUCUUGCAUGCAUGCCGCGAAGACGGCCGCCUCCAGAUGCGGUUCGUGCAGUCUGACGACGAGGACGAGGCCGCCGCAGAAGAGGACGAGAUGGAGGCGGAGGUCGUCGACGAUCAUGACAAAUUGUAGUUUCACAACGGUUAAAAAUUUGGUUGAAAUGGUUUGCAGUCUGAAGUGAACGGACGAGGAAAGAUCAGUAAUUUUUUACUUUUUAAGUAAAAGUGUAAUUUCACAUGAAAUUGAAUAUUUUCUUUCUUAAAAAAAUUGUAAUUUCACUAGUUUGAAUUUUAGUAGUACAUGACGUGACAUGUAUUGAUGAAAUAAAACAAAGCAGAAUUAGAUUGUAUUUCAAAUUUAGAUUUGAGAUACUUCAUGUUGUAUGAAUUGGAUGCUAAAAAUAGCGUCUCCUAUUUUUAGCUAAUUUUGUUUUUGCUUUUUA
Messenger RNA from Salvia hispanica, 1265 nucleotides. Its product is annotated as FANTASTIC four-like protein (DUF3049). Lineage: Eukaryota; Viridiplantae; Streptophyta; Magnoliopsida; Lamiales; Lamiaceae. The record is from RefSeq and is a predicted model, not a curated record.